Marmota monax (woodchuck) is the source of this 3791-nucleotide messenger RNA. It is a transcript of the gene Ell, whose product is annotated as elongation factor for RNA polymerase II. Gene Ontology annotation, biological process: snRNA transcription by RNA polymerase II; positive regulation of transcription elongation by RNA polymerase II; transcription elongation by RNA polymerase II. The transcript is spliced from 12 exons. NCBI's taxonomy places the organism in Eukaryota, Metazoa, Chordata, Mammalia, Rodentia, Sciuridae. Gene Ontology annotation, molecular function: cis-regulatory region sequence-specific DNA binding. The record is from RefSeq and is a predicted model, not a curated record. The coding region runs from base 1714 to 3432 and encodes 572 amino acids. Gene Ontology annotation, cellular component: transcription elongation factor complex.
GUGCCUAGGGCAAGGGCCCAGUCAAGCCCACCAUCUGUCUUUGUAAAUAAAGUUUUAUUGGGACACAGCUGCUCAGUUGGAACAGCCCCAUAAAGCCCGAAGCAGAACUUGCUCAGACAAUUGGCUGUUGGUCUGGAGUGUUAGCCCCUGUGCUGAGACCACACCCCUGGGAAACUGAAACUUUGGGUCCCUUUGUUCUGGCCCCUUCAUUUUAUCAGCAGGAAGUCUAGGUAAUGACUAGCCAUGGUCCUGUGGUUGGCAAAGAUGAAGAAAGGCUAGGUGUGGUGGCGCACUCCUGUAAUCCCAGCUACUUUGAAGGCUGAGAGGAGAAAUACAAGUUCAAGGCCCACCUCAGCAAUUUAGCGAGACCCUUCUCAAAAGAAAAAAGGCUAGCAAUGUAGCUCAGUGGUAGAGUACCACUGUUUCAGUCUGUAUCCUGCAAAAAACAAAAUAAAAGAUGAGGUUAGUCCUGGAGUCCAAGGGUGUCUGCUCUGGGACCCACAACCCUCCUGGCUGCCAACCCCCACCUAGAUCUCCUGAAGACUCAAAAUGCUUCCCACCCUGAGUGCCACUCCCAUGGCUUUCCAGGAGCUUUUCUCAGCUUCAGCAAAGAGCCUGGCAUAGCUUCCAGCGGGACUGGCCUUUUUUGUUUGUGACCUUUGGAACUGAAAACAAAGCCCAGUCAUGCACAGCCUGGAUGGGAAGGGCCAAUGUGCAUGACCCUUGUGGAGUUGGGAUCAGCUGCAGCUUAGAGGAAGCCUUGGCGUCCUGGUCCCCUCCACUCCUGGGGAUGUAGGUUCCACGUCUUUGCCUUGGAGUGGGUCGUGGGGCCCGUAACUGCUUCUUUUUGGGCCCUGACCACAGUCUCUUGUUCCUUCGGCCUCUGCUCUGUGGUCAGAACAGGGGGGGCGGUGUCUCUGUGGGGCUGGUGUCCGUCCGCCAUGGAUACCUCACCCUGGACUUAGGGUGGUCUUGGGGAGCCUUCCAGAGCUUUCUCAGCUUGGGGCAAGUGCUCUCUGUAGAUCAGAUUCCAUGUAAGAUACCAGAGGCCUGAAAGUCCCUGAGAAGGGCUUCCUGGGUUGGUCACCCUGGCGAGGGGCAGCGUGUGGUUUCUGCGUUCUGUCAGCAGGAGCGGCCUGGUUUUGCUCUUCUCUUCUGAUGUCGUCUCUCCUUUCAGAAAGGGUGUGGCAGCUGAGCUGCACAGGCCAGGCAGGGGCCUUGCAGGGAGAUGUCUGAGGGCAGGGGCAGGUCUCAGCUAGAAGAGUGUGUUCCUUCCUUUCCUGGUGGCACUAUUUUUGGAGUUGGACGCUCACCGAUGUCUGCUUGUUCCAGGGAAAUGUGCUCAGCUCGCAGUGCAUCUGGCGAGUGGGAGGGGACAACCAGUGCUGGCGGCCUGUGUCCAGCUCAUCCCUAGUCUUCUCUGGGGCCAGAAUGAGGCAUGUUGGAUCCCUUUCCUGUGCACGGGGUCUCACUGGUGAGGUCCUUCAUGUAGGGCCACACAGCCCACCCUGUGAUCUAUGAAUGGCUCCAUCCUGGGGUCAGCUUUUCAUAAACCGGAAGUAAGCUGUGUCAAGGAGGAUUCUGCUGAGGUGUCUGUCCUGAGAGGAUUGAUGAGGUGUGGCCCCGGCUCUCUCUGCGCUACCCUCCUGUCAUAGCAUCUCUGAGCUUAGGAGGCCGCGGAUUCCCCGCUGAGCAGCGCCUGCCAGAGCUCACAUGUGCAAGGAUUCUCUUUCACUGAGACCAUCAAUCCGAUUUCAAGGAAGCCAAGGGCACAUCUCCAUCCCUCAGCCUGACUGCCCCGAGGAGGCGCGGACAUUCUCCUUCUACCUCUCCAACAUCGGCCGGGACAGCCCCCAGGGCAGCUUCGACUGCAUCCAGCAGUACGUCUCCAGCCAUGGGGACGUCCACCUGGACUGCCUGGGCAGCAUCCAGGACAAGGUCACAGUGUGCGCCACUGACGACUCCUAUCAGAAGGCCCGUGAGAGCAUGGCGCAGGCGGAGGAGGAGACUCGGAGCCGUGGGGCCAUCGUCAUCAAGCCCGGAGGCCGCUACCUGGGCAAAAAGGUUCACUUCCGGAAGCCAGCCCCAGGGGCGACAGAUGCAGUGCCUUCCCGGAAGCGUGCCACCCCCAUCAACCUGGCAAGUGCUAUCAGGAAGAGUGGUGUAAGCGGGGCCAGCGGGGUGUCCCAGAGGCCUUUCCGUGACCGAGUGCUGCACCUCCUGGCCCUGAGGCCCUACCGGAAGGCCGAGCUGCUGCUGAGGCUACAGAAGGACGGCCUGGCGCAGGCAGACAAGGACUCCCUGGAUGGCCUGCUCCAGCAGGUGGCCAAUGUGAAUGCCAAGGACGGCACAUGCACGCUGAGGGACUGCAUGUACAAGGACGUGCAGAAGGACUGGCCUGGCUACUCAGAGGGGGACCAGCAGCUGCUGAAACGAAUGCUUGUCCGCAAGCUGUGCCAGCCACAGAACACCAGCCUGCCUGGAGACCCCGUGGCCACCAGCCCCCCGGGCGAGCAUGGCAGCUCAGCCUCGCCCCCUCAGAAACGGCCACAGCCACCUGAUUUCAUUGACCCCCUGGCCAACAAGAAACCCAGGAUAUCGCACUUCGCCCAGAGAGCCCAGCCUGCCCUCAACGGGAAACUGAGUGUGCCCAAUGGCCGCGAGGCCCUCCUGCCCACCCCAGGGCCGCCGACUAGCACGGACACCCUCAGCUCCAGUGCCCAUCUGCCUCCGCGACUGGAGCCCCCGCGGGCCCAUGACCCCCUGACCGAUGUUAGCAAUGACCUGGGCCACAGUGGCCAGGACAGUAAGCGCGGGGAGGCUGCUGCCCCCAGCCCUGCCACUCACCUUGGUCUCCCCCUGCUGACGGACUGCACCCAGCCCGACAGGCCCCACGACAGCCCUGCCCGCAGCCAGCCCAAGAAGAAGUCCAAGAAGCACAAAGACAAGGAGAGGGCGGCCGAGGACAGGCACCGGACCCAGCCGCCAGAUCACGCUCCUGCCACCCACAGAGCUCCCCCCGAUGCCCCAGGUCUGAACGGGACCUGCGGCAGCGCCAGCGUGCCCUCGUCCACAUCAGAGACACCAGACUAUCUGCUAAAAUACGCGGCCAUCUCCUCCUCCGAGCAGCGCCAGAGCUACAAGAACGACUUCAACGCUGAGUACAGCGAGUACCGCGACCUGCACGCCCGCAUCGAGCAGAUCACGCGGCGCUUCACACAGCUGGAUGCCCAGCUGCGGCAGCUCUCGCAGGGCUCCGAGGAGUACGAGACCACUCGCGGGCAGAUUCUGCAGGAAUAUCGAAAAAUCAAAAAGACCAACACCAACUACAGCCAGGAGAAGCACCGCUGCGAGUACCUGCACAGCAAGCUGGCGCACAUCAAGAGGCUCAUCGCCGAGUAUGACCAGCGGCAGCUGCAGGCCUGGCCCUAGCCGGCACCCUCCACCUCACGGGCCCUCUGGGUGCCAGGGGCUGGGGGGUGCGCGUGGGAGAGAGGAUUUAUUUAAAACAAUAAACACGGGAGAUGUACGCAUCUGAGCCAGCACCACGGCUGUCAGGGAGGCCUCGCCAUGCUCGCCCAGUGGGGUGGCCGAGGCCCGCCCUGCCUCCCUGCAGGCCAGGCCCACGGAAGCCCACCUUGGGGUCCCACUUCCCCUCUCGCCACAACCGAAGACCGGAGGCCAGCCUGCCUGCCUUUUCUAGUUUUAUACAAUGUCAGCCACUUUUAGCUACUGCUAGAGACUCAAGUCUAUUUUUGUACAAAAGAGAAAGCAAAAUCUUUUUUUCUAAA